Molecule: messenger RNA, 1194 nt
Organism: Pisolithus orientalis
Lineage: Eukaryota; Fungi; Basidiomycota; Agaricomycetes; Boletales; Pisolithaceae
Exons: 2
Coding region: 1-1194 (397 amino acids)
Source: RefSeq, a predicted model, not a curated record
AUGCCUCGCGCAAGUUCCCUCCCCCUCUCUUUUAGGUCUCCCCGCCGCGGCUCGUCCUUUGGACGAGCUGAGGUGACUGCUGCCCUCGUCAACCUUGACUUGGGGUCCCAGUCGGGCCUUGCGCCCAUCGCAGAAGACGGUGAUGAGGAUCGCCCCCAACCUUCCAUGUCCCGUCCGAUGCACCCUCCGCGUCGAGCCCCGCUCGAACCGGCCACAAAAUUUCGUGGCUGGACGCCCCAGGACCUUGUGGAUGGCAACGUCCAGUUAAGGUCCGGAGCCGCGGCGGAAGCACAGACGAUUACUCAGGUAAUCGACUUGCUUCCUGUGGAGUACCGUUCGUCGCUCCGCCCCAAGUUCUUCGGGAUUGUGGACAUCGCUACGAAACGCGAAUUGGUGGCCAAUCAAAUAAACCGCCUACGCGUCGACAAGAUCGCCGGUCGUAUCCCAAAUUUCUUACGUAGUUGUAAGCCGCCCACCGUCCAGUUUUCUAAACAGGCUCGGACCGCUCUCCCCAACCUCAGCGAGGCCAUAGUCGAAGGCCAUAAGCAGUACCAAUUGGAACUGCUUGAAGCUGUUAUUAAGGAGAAGGAAAAGGAGGAGCGCCAGCUACAGGCCAGUCUUAACAUCGUUGCCAUCACUAACCGACUUUAUGAAACAAUGGCGGUUAUCUACGAUGAGCUCAAGUCGUCGUCCCUCGUUCCGAAGGACCCGAAGAAGAUGUUGGAAGGGGCGCCUGAAGAUAUGGACGAGGAUGAAGACCUCGUUCCCGCCCCCCAUAUCCAAGCUAUAUACAACUCGCUUAUCCAUGAGGUCCCCAACCUCGUAGCUCGCGUCAUUGUCCUCGCCCGCGCUCGCAUUGUCGCCGAGGAGUCUAAACGCAAAAAGAAGAAGGAGUUGAAAGAUGUGGCCGCCGCAACUGCUGGGGAAUUUGUCCCCGAUAAAUCCAGCAUCGCUAAGAUGGUCGCCGCUCAGGUGAAAAGGCAGUUGAAUGCGAAGGGUCCCAAGCCUGGCAAGGGCGCCAAGGGAGGCAAGAAGAAGAAAGACGCUUCUGGCGAGUCCAAAGCCAAGAAGAAGAAAUCUUCGAAGAAAAAUUCCGACAAGCAGUCGAAAGCCUCGGACUCCAAAAAGGCGAAGUCAAAGAAGUCCAAGAAUGCCAAGCGCUCCAAGGGCAAAGGCAAAGAGAAAUCUUCGUAG